CAUCUGGUCACACUAAUGCCCUUUGAUAUUAUUAUUUAUUCGGUUUCGUGUAAUAUUGAAAGCUCCAAAGGUGAAUUAAAGAUGAAACUGGCCUUGAAGACGGUAAAUGCCACUGGAAGACACACCGCCUCUGUGAUAUUCUUCCACGGAUCAGGGGACACUGGCCCCGGAGUCUUGGAAUGGGUGCGCUUCGUGCUCGGCCGGAAUCUGGAGUAUCCGCACAUCAAAAUCAUUUAUCCUACCGCACCGCUCCAAAAGUACACCCCGAUGGACGGUGAGUUGUCCAACGUUUGGUUCGAUCGCAAGUCCAUCAACAUAGCCGCCGGAGAACACAAGAGGAGCAUGUCGCAGUGCUAUGAUUCCAUCAAUCAGCUGAUCGAGGAUGAGGUGGCCAGCGGGAUACCACUGAACAGGAUCGUUGUGGGAGGCUUCUCCAUGGGCGGAGCCGUGGCCCUGCAUACGGGCUAUCAUCUGAAACCCGAAUUGGCUGGUGUUUUUGCCCAUUCUUCCUUCCUCAAUCGCGGAUCUGUUGUGUACGAGUCCCUGCAAGAUCGCCCGGAAGGCAGUGCAUUGCCCGAGCUGCGCAUGUUUCACGGAGAGCGGGAUACGCUUGUACCUCCAGACUGGGGUAUGGAGACUUUCGAUAAUCUGAAAAAUCUCGGCGUAGAGGGCACAUUCCAUCCGCUGAAAAACACACUGCAUGAACUGAAAACUGCAUCCCUUACGGAUCUGGAUAAAUGGAUAAAAGAGAAGCUGCCAGAGGAUCAAGUGCCCAACAAACUAUGAGAGUGUUUGGCAUGUAACCCGUGCAAUUUGGAGCAGAGCAAAGGCAAGUCUUUCCAUUUUUCGUUUUCAU
Messenger RNA from Drosophila serrata, 856 nucleotides. RefSeq names its product lysophospholipase-like protein 1. Gene Ontology annotation, cellular component: cytoplasm. NCBI's taxonomy places the organism in Eukaryota, Metazoa, Arthropoda, Insecta, Diptera, Drosophilidae. The record is from RefSeq and is a predicted model, not a curated record. Gene Ontology annotation, molecular function: carboxylic ester hydrolase activity; palmitoyl-(protein) hydrolase activity. Gene Ontology annotation, biological process: protein depalmitoylation.